AUGGCAAACAUUGAUGCACGAAUCUCCUUACAAAGGAGUCGGUUUAAUUUAAUACAAGAGGCCGCUGAUUUCACCGAACAAGACAUUCCGCCUUUCAAUCGACAACUUAUUACUACCCGGUUGACCUUGUUGGAACAGAAUUGGAAUAGAUUUCAGGAAGAACACGAGAACCUAUGUCUAUCCGAAAAUCUGAGUCAUCAGCCCUAUGAGGAAUUAGACAGCGUGGGUCAGUCUUCCGGUUCUGCGCAUUCAGAACAAGGGGCGGUCCGUUCGUUGUUGCCGCGCAGCGCACUUCCAAGAAUUAAAUUGCCAAACUUUUCCGGAGAAUAUCAUUCGUGGAGAACAUUUCACGAUUUGUUUGUUUCAUUGAUCAAAGUAAACUCUGACUUGACUAACGUAGAAAAAAUGCACUAUCUAAAAACGUGUCUCACUGGAGAGGCGGCUAGACUUAUCUGUAACUUGCCACUUUCGGGAGAUAGCUUCGCCAUACCUUGGAACCUAUUACUAUCGCGAUACGAGAAUAAACGAUUCUUGAUUAGCGCGCAACUCGACCGUAUCGCGAACUUGAAGCCCCUCGAAACAAAGAGCGCCAACGGGCUGAGGACUCUCCUAACAACAAUUCUAGAAGCCAUCGGAGCAUUACGGGCCCUCGACUGUUCCGUACACAAUUGGGAUCCCUUGUUGAUACACCAGUUUACGAGGCUCUUAGACUCGGAAUCUCGGGAGGCUUGGGAGGUGAAACUCGGCUCAUCUCCUACGUUCCCAACCUUCAGUCAAUUCGAAGAAUUUUUAAGCGGAAGGACAAGAGCCAUGGAGAACCUUCAACCGAACCUGGCUUCGGGAUCAAAUAAAGAACCUUUCUCAAACAAUUCUCGCAAACCUCGCGCCGGUUUCGCAGCCUAUACCACAAUGCCUCAUUCAGAUAACAGCUCUCUCAACUGUCCGCUGUGUGGAGCAGCACACUACGUAGCAAAAUGUGAUCGCUUCCAAUCCAAAGCCCUUAAACAACGCCGGGAGAUCAUUAUUAAGCACAAGAGAUGUUUCAAUUGCCUUGGCUCUCACAACAACACUUACUCUCCUCGCUACGAGCCGAGCCUUACUGCCGGACCUAACGGAGACAAUCAGAUCGUUCGACUUCUUAUCGAUCAAGGAUCUGAGAUGUCCUUUGUCACGGAGGAUCUGGUCCGACGCCUAAAACUUCCACGCACUGCGGCUUCCAUACCGCUCAUCGGUAUUGGAGGUACUCACUCCGGUCGUACCAGAGGAAUGGUAACAAUCAAUUUACGGUCAAUCCAUGAUUCAACUUCCGAAUGUAAAAUUAAUACUUAUAUUCUGCCAAAGCUAACCAACAAGCUACCCCCUUUCCGUAAGGACAACCAAUUUUGGCCUCAUAUUGCCGGAUUGCAAUUGGCAGAUCCGGACUUCUCCAGUCCGGGACUUAUACAUAUAAUAAUAGGAGCCGAUAACUACGGCUCAGUUAUACAACCUGGACUUAUACGAGGGAAUAAAUCGUCUCCUAUAGCACAACAAACCAUCUUUGGUUGGGUCCUUUCCGGUUCUGUUUCCGAGAACGUAACACACUCAGUGCAAACGUAUCACUGCACCGCCGAUCUUGACCUACAAGAUUUACUCGCCCGAUUUUGGACUCAGGAGGAGUUAUCUACCCCAACAUCCACUGUCCGGACUGAAGACGAAGAGGAAUGUGAACGCCAUUUUUUGUCCACCCACAAGCGGGAUACCACCGGACGCUAUGUAGUCCGUCUCCCCUUUAAGUCUGACCCCGCUCUCCUGGGGGAGUCAAAGAUAAAGGCGCUCAGAUGUCUCAAUAGCCAAUUCAACCGAUUUUCAGCGAAUCCCGCAUUCUAUAAGCUUUACGAUGAUUUUUUAAACGAAUACAUAAACCUAGGUCACAUGGUAUUGGUCAACAAUGUCAAGGAAACAACCACUCCG
This is a messenger RNA of Vollenhovia emeryi, 1950 nucleotides long. RefSeq lists its product as uncharacterized. The record is from RefSeq and is a predicted model, not a curated record. The transcript has 3 exons. Gene Ontology annotation, biological process: proteolysis. The annotation marks the transcript as partial. Gene Ontology annotation, molecular function: aspartic-type endopeptidase activity. Lineage: Eukaryota; Metazoa; Arthropoda; Insecta; Hymenoptera; Formicidae.